This is a messenger RNA of Kalmanozyma brasiliensis GHG001, 1266 nucleotides long. Its product is annotated as Ribosomal protein L4/L1e. Gene Ontology annotation, molecular function: structural constituent of ribosome. The transcript has a single exon. Gene Ontology annotation, biological process: translation. The coding region runs from base 1 to 1266 and encodes 421 amino acids. The record is from RefSeq and is a predicted model, not a curated record. Gene Ontology annotation, cellular component: ribosome. NCBI's taxonomy places the organism in Eukaryota, Fungi, Basidiomycota, Ustilaginomycetes, Ustilaginales.
AUGGCCGCUCUUCCAUCGAAGAGGGCGCUCGCCUCGCUCGCAUCGCUGCGAUCAGCACUGCAGACCAUCAGCGCAGCACGAGUUGCGCCCAUCGUCCAUCGCUACGCCUCGUCUUCGCUGCACACGUCAGCAUCGUGCUACAACGCCUCUACAUCGGCAGCCUCCUCGUCUUCAUCCACCAUCCUGCCGCCAACACCAUCCGCCGCCUCACCAGCAGACGACCUGCACGCAACGGAAUUUGACUUUGACGGCGAGACAUACACCAUCCCGCCCAUCUCCGAGGGUGACCUCAUCGCCAUGCCUAACAAGCCCGACCUCGUGCACGUCAAACUCUCCACCCUUCGCCCACCCUCACCCGCAAAAUCAUACGUGCCCCUGUCGACACACGUAUUCGACGCGCCCGCACGACGAGACGUGAUCCACUCGGCAGUCGUCUACUAUCUCGACGCGCAACGUUCCGGCACGGCAUCCACCAAGGGUCGAUCCGAUGUGCGUGGUUCCAUGCGAAAGCUUCGCCCACAAAAGGGAUCCGGUCAGGCGCGAUUGGGUACCAUGUCGAACCCCAUCUUGCGCGGUGGUGCCGUGGCGCAUGGACCACGACCCAGGGACCAUUCGACAAAGCUCCCCCGACGUGUGCGAGAGCUGGCCUUGCGGUCAGCUCUGAGCUCAAAGUGGAGGCAGGGUGAUUUGUGCGUGGUGGAGAGAUUCGAUUGGAUGGCACCGCCCAGCUCGACUGGUCCGCUGUCGAGGUUGUUGGGAUCCAAAGGGUGGUCCGAUGCACUGUUCUUGACUGCACCAAGGGACCCACAGCCCUCGAUCAGGUCGUUGAUCAAGGACGACAGACCGUCAUCUGCCGACCCGGUCUACGACGAACAGCAGAGACUCGACCACCAGCAGGCGAUUCGCAACUUUGUCCUCGCUUCCAACAACCUGCCGCGCGUGGAGCUGAUCGAGCUCGACUCGUUGACGGAGGAGUAUAGGGACAACAUUGCAAAGACCAGCGAAGAUAAGAAGAAGCCCGGCGAGCUGCACGCUUACGAGGUGCUCCGUCGUCAGAAGGUCAUUUGCGACCUGGGCGCGGUCGAGUGGCUCGAGGAGAAGCUGGGCGGUGCCGUCUUCCACGAGCAGGCCGAGUUGGACGGGGCUGCCGAGGAAGUAGAACAGCAGCAGCAGCCAGAGCCAAGCAAGACAGCUGCGCCAAUCACACAGAGUCAGUCCGUGCCCGAGUCAACUCCCUCAGCCACAACAGCAGCUCCAAGUGCAUGA